AUGGGAAAUGUAUGUGUAUCAUGUUACUCAAAGGAUGGAUUCUUCCAAUCAAUAUCACAUCCAUACUGGUGGUCUCGAUCACCUGAUAUGAUCUACUACAAAAACGAACAGCUUAGCAAAUAUCCACCAUCAACACAGCAAGAUCCAAAACCUCCUACCCCUACUCAAAACACACCUCCAAAACUAGUGAUCAUAGCCAAAAACGACACCAAACCACCUCCACCUCCACCUCCACCCAUAGUUUCAUAUCAAGAAAUCAAAAUAGACAUAAAACAAUCCCAAAAGGAAAAAGCUUCAACAAAUCCAAACCCCAAAAAGCAAAACAAUGUGAAGAGAAUGUUGAGUGCAGGUUUACAGGCUGACAAAGUAUUGAAAACAAAAACUGGGCAUCUGAAAGAGUACUACAACUUAGGUCAAAAGCUAGGACAUGGUCAAUUUGGUACGACUUUUCUCUGCAUAGAGAAAACCACAGGAAAAGAAUUCGCAUGCAAAUCAAUCGCGAAAAGAAAGUUGUUAACUGAUGAUGAUGUGGAAGAUGUCAGGAGGGAAAUUGAAAUCAUGCAUCAUUUAUCUGGAAACCCUAAUGUGGUUUCAAUUCAAGGGGCUUAUGAAGAUUCAGUUGCAGUUCAUUUGGUUAUGGAACUUUGUGCUGGAGGCGAAUUGUUUGAUAGAAUUACCAAAAAAGGACAUUAUUCAGAAAGAAAAGCAGCUGAUCUUGCUAGAACUAUUGUAUCUGUGAUUGAAGCUUGUCAUUCUUUAGGUGUUAUGCAUCGUGAUCUUAAACCUGAAAACUUUCUUUUUGUUGAUGAACAUGAAGAUUCUCCUCUUAAAACCAUAGAUUUUGGAUUAUCGGUUUUCUUUAAACCAGGUGAAACUUUUGUAGAUGUGGUUGGAAGCCCUUACUAUGUUGCCCCUGAAAUUUUGCUUAAAAAUUAUGGUCCUGAAGCAGAUAUAUGGAGUGCUGGUGUGAUUCUUUACAUUCUUCUUUGUGGGGUCCCACCUUUUUGGGGAGAAUCUGAAAAUGAGAUCUUUGAAGAGGUUUUGAGGGGUAAACUCGACUUUUCCUCAGAUCCAUGGCCUAGUAUCUCUGAAAGUGCUAAAGAUUUGGUUAGAAAAAUGCUCAUUAAAGACCCCAAAAGACGAAUAACAGCUCAUGGUGUUCUUUGCCAUCCAUGGAUAAGUGAAGAUGGUGUUGCACCAGAUAAGCCUCUUGAUUCUGCUGUUUUGAGUCGUUUAACUCAGUUUUCUGCCAUGAAUAAGUUCAAGAAAAUGGCUCUUAGGGUUAUUGCUUCAAAACUCUCGGAAGAAGAAAUUGCAGGAUUAAAACAAAUGUUUAAGAUAAUAGAUACAGACAACAGUGGUUAUAUAACUUUUGAAGAACUUAAAGCUGGACUCAAACGUUUUGGUUCUAAUCUUACGGAGUCUGAGAUUUAUGAUCUAAUGCAAUCUGCGGAUAUUGACAAUAGUGGUACUAUUGACUAUGAAGAAUUUGUAGCUGCAACAUUGCAUAUGAACAAAGUCGAUAGAGAAGAUCAUUUAUUUUCUGCUUUUUCAUAUUUUGAUAAAGAUGGAAGUGGUUAUAUCACACUUGAUGAACUACAACAAGCAUGUAAAGAAUUUGGAGUAGAUGAUGUUCAUUUAGAAGAAAUCAUCAAAGAAGCUGACCAAAAUAACGAUGGGCGUAUAGAUUACAAUGAGUUUGUUGCAAUGAUGCAUAAUGGAAGUGAUAUUAUGAGGGUGAAGCCAUUGAAGGAUGAUUUUAAUAUGAUGUUAAGGGAGCCGGUUGCGGAUUCUCAAUGGGUUUGGGGGUGGUCUCGCGAGCUGAAUCAAGGUGUUGAGACUUCUCAAUUUUUGGAGGUUCGGUCUCUUGUAGAAGGGACCCGAUUGGGAACAAGUCAAGAUAAGUGGUGGUGGGAUUUGGAAGAUGAUGACAACUUUACUAUCAAGAGCACUAGACGGUAUGUUGAGCAAUUAAUGCUACCGGAUGUAGAGAGUGAUAUGAUUUGGAAUGUUUACCUUCCUAGGAAGGUAAAUAUUUUUACUUGGCGUCUUCUCAUGGAUCGCCUUCCUCUUAGGACGAAUCUUGUUAAUCGCGGAGUGGAUGUUCAGUCGGUUCUUUGUUCGUCUUGUAAUCGGAUGGGGAUUUCGAAUUAA
Molecule: messenger RNA, 2154 nt
Organism: Lactuca saligna
Lineage: Eukaryota; Viridiplantae; Streptophyta; Magnoliopsida; Asterales; Asteraceae
Source: the annotation of a GenBank genome assembly